This is a messenger RNA of Lachancea lanzarotensis, 288 nucleotides long. It is a transcript of the gene SNN1, whose product is annotated as LALA0S04e07910g1_1. NCBI's taxonomy places the organism in Eukaryota, Fungi, Ascomycota, Saccharomycetes, Saccharomycetales, Saccharomycetaceae. Bases 1 to 288 code for a protein of 95 amino acids. The record is from RefSeq and is a predicted model, not a curated record. The transcript has a single exon.
AUGGAGACUCGAGAGGCAUCUGCGGCCACCGGUUUACAUCCUGUAGAGCUGUGUGUCUAUUCUGUACUUUCCAAUGAUCUGGAUGGCAUUUAUAAAUCUGUAAACGAUCUGAGAGAGUCUCAAGCCCUACUUUUAGUCAAGCUAAGACAAUUGAGAAACUCUUUGAAGGAGGAACAAGUUUUCUACAGUGAGGAAGAUGGACUGAUGGACGAAAUUGUUCGAUUAAAGAAUUUGAAAAUACGGGCAGAUGCACUGGUAAAAACUUACAAAUCGCUAUCCGGUGCUUAG